This is a messenger RNA of Nannospalax galili (Upper Galilee mountains blind mole rat), 5065 nucleotides long. It is a transcript of the gene Blm, whose product is annotated as BLM RecQ like helicase. The transcript is spliced from 22 exons. Lineage: Eukaryota; Metazoa; Chordata; Mammalia; Rodentia; Spalacidae. Gene Ontology annotation, biological process: DNA replication; telomere maintenance; double-strand break repair via homologous recombination. The record is from RefSeq and is a predicted model, not a curated record. Gene Ontology annotation, cellular component: cytoplasm; chromosome; nucleus. Gene Ontology annotation, molecular function: four-way junction helicase activity; DNA binding; hydrolase activity, acting on acid anhydrides, in phosphorus-containing anhydrides. Bases 96 to 4328 code for a protein of 1410 amino acids.
CGAAGCUCGCUGCGCGCGGCUCCGGAAGGGCCUACAGGACGCGGGGAGUUUGGAUUGCGGUUCAGCCCGGCUGGGAACGAUUCUGCGUGAGGAUCAUGGCUGCUGUUCCUCUGAAUAAUCUACAAGAGCAACUGGAGCGUCACUCAGCCAGAAAAUUUAAUAAUAAAUUCAGCCUUUCAAAACCAAAAUCUUCAGGUUUUACUUUUAAAAAGAAGACUUCAGAAGGUGACAUAUCUAUAACUAGUAUGCCUGUGGUAAAAACACCAGUGUUAAGUGAUAAAGACGUGAAUGUUUCUGGGGCCUUUUCAUUCACUGAGCCUCUGUACCAAACACCAAAUCAGCAGACAAUGACUGGUGACUUCUUCAAAAAUGCUCUUGCAGGACAGCAAACCAGGGAUACCUGUUCAGACCUGUCGCUGCCGGACCUAUUGCAGAUUCCUCAGGAGGUUUUAUGUACUACCCCAAACACCCCAACUGUAAACAAACCAUACACUGCUGCUUUCAAAAAAUUAGAAUUUAAUUCUUCACCAGAUUCUUCCCUCAAUGAAUGGGCUGAUAUGGAUGACUUUGACAUUUUGUCUUCAAAAGCAUUUGUUACACCGUCCAGAAAUGACUUUGUAAGAGUAAGCACUGCUCAGAAAUCAAAAAAGACUAAGAGGAACUUUUUUAAACCACCGCCUCAUAAAGCAAAUACAGUAAAGGCUGAUUUGACCCUUUCCUCCCCUGAAAGCCAACAAGUGGACUUAACUAAGGAAAAGAAGGAGGAAUUGGAAUGCUUAAGCAGUGAUGUGAUUUGCAUUGAUGAUGACCCUGAUUCCAAAGAGUUCAUAAAGAAAGCUACUCUGGAAAGUCAGCCUUUGAAAACUUGUUUGGGAGAUGAAAGAGAUAACACUGAAAAGAACCUUGCAGAAGUUGAAUUACAUUCAGCUGGGAAAAUUCCAUACAUUCAACAUGACUAUGAUUAUUAUGACGUAGAUUUUGUUCCACCUUCUCCAGAAGAAGAAAUUUCUACUGCUUCUUCCUCUUUGAACUGCACUAGUAUGCUAAAGGAUCUUGAUGACUCGGACAAAGAGAAAAACAUUCUUAGCACAUCAAAUGAGCUUUCAUCAAAACCAGAGAAAAUAAUUCCACUGGAGCGGGGUCCAGAAGCCAGUAGAGACUACAAAGCCAGAGAGAUAAGUGUACAGCAGCAGCUUAUUCACGUGAUGGAACACAUCUGUAAAUUAGUUGAUACUAUUCCUGAUGAUGAACUGAAAGCUUUGAAUUGUGGGAAUGAGCUGCUUCAACAACGAAACAUAAGAAGGAAACUCCUAGCUGAAGCAGAUUUUAAUAGAAAUGAUAUCAGUCUUCUGAGUUCAGUGUGGACACACGGGCCUGAUUCACUCGGUAACACUAUGGAGGGUGAUUCCUGCCCUGUAGGGAAUCCUACUAAAGAGUUAAAUUUUCCAUACCUUCUCUCAGAUUCUCUUUCCACUGGGGAAUGUUUACUGACCACCACUCCAGGAAAGACAGGAUUCUCAGCUACCAUGAAGAAUCUCUUUGAAAGGCCGUUAUUGAAUUCCCAUUUACAGAAGUCCUUUGUAAGUAGCAAUUGGGCUGAAACACCAAGGACAGAAAAAAGAAACGAAAGCUCUUAUUUCCCAGGAAAUGUUCUCACAAGCACUGCUGUGAAAGAUCCGAAUAAACACACUGAUUCAGAAAAUAACUCGGAAAGAGAAAUCCAGGCUUCCUACAACAUUGAUAAUUUUAAUAUAGAUGACUUUGAUGAUGAUGAUGAUGACUGGGAAAAUAUAAUGCAUAAUUUAGCAGCUAAUAAACCUUCCACAGCUGCCUACCCACCUAUCAAGGAAGGUGGGCCAGUUAAAUCAGUAUCAGAGAGGAUUUCUUCAGCCAAGACAAACUCUCUUCCAGUGGCAUCUACUGCUCAAAAUAAAAACUUCUCAGAGUCAAUUUAUAAUUACACUGAUAAAUUGGCGCAAAAUUUAUCAUCCAAAAAUAAAAAACAUGAGCACUUUCAGAGUCUUAAUUUUCCUCAUACAAAAGAAAUGAUGAAGAUUUUUCAUAAGAAAUUUGGCUUGCAUAAUUUUAGAACUAAUCAGCUAGAGGCGAUCAAUGCUGCGCUGCUUGGUGAAGACUGUUUUAUCCUAAUGCCCACUGGAGGUGGUAAAAGUUUGUGUUACCAGCUACCUGCUUGUGUUUCCCCUGGGGUCACUAUUGUCAUUUCUCCCUUGAGAUCACUAAUAGUAGAUCAAGUCCAAAAGCUAACUUCUUUUGAUAUUCCAGCUACGUAUCUUACUGGUGAUAAGACUGACUCAGAAGCUGCAAAUAUUUACCUCCAGCUAUCCAAAAAAGACCCAAUUAUCAAACUUUUAUAUGUUACUCCAGAGAAGGUCUGUGCUAGUAACCGGCUGAUUUCCACUCUGGAGAAUCUGUAUGAGAGGAAGCUUUUGGCACGUUUUGUCAUUGAUGAAGCGCAUUGUGUGAGUCAGUGGGGACAUGAUUUUCGUCAAGAUUACAAAAGAAUGAAUAUGCUUCGCCAGAAGUUUCCUUCUGUUCCAGUGAUGGCCCUCACCGCCACAGCAAAUCCCAGGGUCCAGAAGGACAUCCUCACUCAGCUGAAGAUUCUCAGACCUCAAGUGUUUAGCAUGAGCUUUAACAGACAUAACCUGAAAUAUUAUGUGUUACCAAAAAAGCCUAAAAAAGUGGCAUUUGAUUGCUUAGAAUGGAUCAGAAAGCAUCACCCAUAUGACUCAGGGAUAAUUUACUGCCUCUCAAGGCGGGAAUGUGACACAAUGGCUGACACCUUACAGAAAGAUGGUCUUGCUGCUCUGGCUUACCAUGCUGGCCUCAGUGAUUCUGCCAGAGAUGCAGUGCAGCACAAGUGGAUCAAUCAAGACGGCUGCCAGGUUAUUUGUGCAACAAUUGCAUUUGGAAUGGGAAUUGACAAACCUGAUGUGAGAUUUGUGAUUCAUGCAUCUCUACCUAAAUCUGUGGAGGGUUACUACCAAGAAUCUGGAAGAGCUGGAAGGGAUGGGGAAAUAUCCCACUGUGUGCUGUUCUAUGCCUAUCAUGAUGUGACCAGACUGAAGAGACUUAUAAUGACGGAAAAAGAUGGAAAUUAUCAUACAAAAGAGACUCACUUCAAUAAUUUGUAUAGCAUGGUACAUUACUGUGAAAAUAUAACAGAAUGCAGAAGAAUACAGCUUUUGGCUUACUUUGGGGAAAAUGGAUUUGACCCUGAUUUUUGUAAGAAAUACCCAGAUGUUUCUUGUGACAAUUGCUGUAAAACAAAGGAUUAUAAAACAAGAGAUGUGACUGAUGAUGUGAAAAAUAUUGUAAGAUUUGUUCAAGAACACAGUUUAUCACCAGGGACAAGAAAUAUAAGUCCUUCUGGAAGAUUCACUAUGAAUAUGCUUGUUGACAUUUUCUUGGGGAGUAAAAGUGCAAAGAUUCAGUCGGGUAUAUUUGGAAAGGGAUCUGCUUAUUCACGACACAAUGCUGAAAGACUUUUUAAAAAGCUGAUAUUAGAGAAGAUUUUAGAUGAAGACUUAUAUAUCAAUGCCAAUGACCAAGCAAUCGCAUAUGUGAUGCUAGGAGCUAAAGCCCAAACCGUGCUAAAUGGGCAUUUAAAGGUGGACUUCAUGGAAACAGAAAACUCCAGCAGUAUGAAAAAACAGAAAACUUUAGUGGCCAAAGUCUCUCAGAGGGAAGAGGUGGUUAAGAAAUGUCUUGGAGAGCUUACAGAGGUCUGCAAAUCACUGGGGAAAGUCUUUGGUGUGCAUUACUUCAAUAUCUUUAAUACAGCCACACUCAAGAAGCUUGCAGAAUCUUUAUCUUCUGAUCCUGAGGUUUUGCUUCAGAUUGAUGGUGUUACUGAAGACAAGCUGGAAAAAUACGGUGCAGAAAUGCUUCCAGUAUUGCAGAGAUACUCAGAGUGGACAUUGCCAGCUGAGGACAAUUCCCCUGGCAUAAACCUAGCAGGCAGCAGAGGCACUGGAAGGAGCAUGCCGGACGAGCUUGAUGAGGGUGCCCCUGUGUCCUCUCACUACUUUGCAAAACAAUCCAGAAAUGAAAGAAAGAGAAGGAAAAUGCCUGUUUCCCAGAGGCCUAAGAGGAGAAGAACUAGUUACGGUGGCUUCAAGGCAAAGGGGGGGUCUACCACGUGCACAAAAAUGUCUUCUAAAAGUAAAUCCUCUGGUGUAAUUGGAUCCAGCUCAGCCUCACAUGGUUCUCAAGCAACAUCGGGAGCCAGUAGAAAAUUGGGGAUUAUGGCUCCACCAAAGCCUAUAAAUAGAGCGUUCCUCAGGCCGGCGUAUGCGUUUUCCUAACAGUCCUCUCAGUGUACAUAGAUCUUCUUGUUUGUCACCAUCUGACCAUCUGUGACUAUAAAGCUGUUAAUCUUGUUACACCAUUUGAGAUUUUUACUCCUAUCUAUUAAUAUUUAAAUGUGUGCUUGGAUUGAUAGUUCUUAUUUUUAAAUAAACACUUUCAUUUGAGUAGCAUGUUUUGCUGCCAUUGCAUGUGCGGUGGCCAUUGUUUCUGGCACAUCGGAAGCAGCGCUGAAACAUCUACUCCAGAGUGUAAUAUGAAACCCUGAAGCCAGAAGAAAAGGAACACAGGCCACUGUGAACCUGCAGAGCUCUUACAAGAGGCAGCCUCAACAAAAGCAAAAGACAAAUGACAAAAAAUAGAAGAGAAGAUAUUAUAUAACAGUCUUCAUACUAUACAAAGAAUACUUAUAAAUCAUUAAGAAAAAGCACAGGAGACAACAGAAAAAAGGCUGCGUGGAUAGGCUUAUCUCAGAGGCUGUCAGAUCCCCUGGAACUGGAGUUAACAGACCGUUGUUAGAUGCCAUGUGGGUGCUGAGAUUCAAAUCCGGGUCUUCUGCAAGAACAGCCAGUGUUCUUAACUGCUGAGCCAUCUCUCCAGCUCCCAGAGGUGCCAUUCUUUUGCCUGUUGAAUUGUCCAUCAAGCUGGAGAUGCUGUCAUAAAGCUAAUGAUCCCACUGACUCCACUGGCCCAGGAGUUCAGGGUCAGCCUGGGAAACAGAGGCAUGAUCUUUUUC